Molecule: messenger RNA, 3754 nt
Organism: Chelmon rostratus (copperband butterflyfish)
Lineage: Eukaryota; Metazoa; Chordata; Actinopteri; Chaetodontiformes; Chaetodontidae
Gene: mctp2b
Product: multiple C2 domains, transmembrane 2b
Exons: 22
Coding region: 185-2800 (871 amino acids)
Biological process (GO): regulation of neurotransmitter secretion
Cellular component (GO): synaptic vesicle membrane
Molecular function (GO): calcium ion binding
Source: RefSeq, a predicted model, not a curated record
GCGGACAGGAGGAAGUCUUCUCACAGCCACAUAUUUUUACGGUCGGUACGUCCUGAGCCGCCGCCGUCGUGUUUCUUACACCGGCCAUGAGGUGAAUGAGAAACACUCUCCAGAGGUUCUUGGCAGCGGAAAAAGCUGUCAGUGAUGUCCAGAUCUUAGACACAGACCAACCCUCCCUCCCAUCAUGGACUCCAAGAAGACAGGCGUGCUGCGGCAUCUCCGCCAGAAGAUGCUGCCACACCUCCGGCGAGGCAAGACGAGCCCGAACAAGUCGCACGUCCAUCACGAACACAUCCUGGACAAUCGGAUGAGCUCCUCCGUUCCCGACAUGAGAGACAUGAGGCAGGAAUAUGCUCACGUCUCCUCCAGGAGGCAGCUCCAACAGUACAACUCCCCCAGCUACAGCAGCCCCUCCUCACCAUUUGUAAAGUCCGCUAGAGGCCCGGGAGCAGGUGGGAGUGGCCUGAAGAUGGGAGCAGUUGGUGGAGAAGCUGAGACGAGUGAACACAGACUAAGUGUGCCUGUAGUCUGCACAGACUGGGCCUCCUCCCAGGAGUCACUCAACAGUGUUUGUGAAGAGGAGAAGAGCACCCCGGAGACAGACUACAGAUCUGCUGGGGGCAUGGAGCCCGAGGAGCUGGCCCUGCCGGAGGUGAUGACCGUCUACAGCCCAGACCUUCCCUCUGUGCAGGUGUCCCAGGACAGCUCACAGUGUGAGAUGGGCAACGAGACCCUGAGCGUGUCGGAGAACAGCUGGUCCCCUCCCAGGUCCUUCCUGCUCACCAUCAGCCUGAAGGAAGGACGCAACCUGGUCAUCAGAGACCGCUGUGGUACCAGCGAUCCUUAUGUGAAAUUCAAACUGGAAGGAAAAACGUUCUACAAAAGCAAAGUGGUUUAUAAGGACCUCAACCCCACAUGGAAUGAGACCUUCUCCCUGCCUUUGAAGGAUCUGAACCAGAAACUGUACAUUAAGGUAUACGACCGAGAUCUCACAACUGAUGACUUCAUGGGCUCCGCCAGUGUCACCCUGAGUGAUCUGGAGAUUGACAAAGUCAAUGAGCUGUGUUUGCCUUUGGACGACCCAAACAGCCUGGAGGAGGACAUGGGGGUGGUGCUGGUGGACAUGAGUCUGUCACACAGAGAUGGAGACAGCAAAAAAGGCAAUCGGUGGCCCCGAAAACGAAGUAUUAGGGCUGGAGGCUCAUCUCAGAGCUUUCGUCUGUCGGAGUCACUGAGGAAGAGUCAGCUGUGGACUUCUGUUGUGUCAGUGACGCUGGUCGAGGGUCAGGAGCUGCCGCUGGACACUCAGGGAGGUCAGCUCUUUGUUCGCUUCAGACUGGGAGAGCAGAGAUACAGAAGCAAGAAUCACUGCAAAGUGUCCAGACCUCAGUGGAGAGAGAGGUUCACUCUAAACCAGUUCAUGGACAGUCCAGACAUCCUGGAGGUGGAGCUCUGGUCCAAGGAAGGACGAAGGACUGAGGAGUGUUUGGGAACGUGUGACGUUGACCUGUCCAGGGUCCCUUUCAACCAGAGGCAGCUAUUCACACAGACCCUGGACCAAGGGAGAGGACGCUUGGUCUUCCUGCUUACACUGAACACAUGCAGCGGCGUCUCCGUCUCUGACCUCUGUGCUGCGCCUCUUGACGAACCUCACGAACAACAGAACCAGCUGGACAACUACAGUUUGAAAAGGUCCCUGAUAAACCUCCGUGAUGUUGGUUUCCUUCAAGUCAAAGUUUUGAAGGCUGCAGAUCUGAUGGCUGCUGAUUUAAAUGGCAAGAGUGAUCCCUUCUGUGUGCUGGAACUGGGGAAUGACAGACUGCAGACCCACACGGUCUACAAGAGCCUCCACCCAGAGUGGAAUAAAGUCUUCACACUCCCUGUCAAAGACAUUCAUGAUGUUCUGGUGGUGACUAUCUUUGAUGAGGAUGGAGACAAGGCGCCAGACUUCCUAGGAAAAGUUGCCAUUCCCCUGCUCUCGAUCCGCAGGGGACAGCAGAUCGCCUUCCCACUGAAGAAAGAGGACUUAGUUCGGCUGUCGAAGGGGAGCAUCACUCUGGAGCUGGAGGUUAUUUUUAACCCCGUCAGAGCAAGUAUAAGAACCUUCCAACCAAGGGAGAGAAGAUUCAUGGAGGAUAAUCCCAAAUUUUCCAAAAAGACUCUGGCCAGGAACGUGCUGCGUGUUCAGACAGUGUACAGGGCUAUCAUGUCGACUCUGCAGUACAUCAAAAGCUGCUUCCAGUGGGAGAGCGUUCAGAGGAGCCUGCUAGCCUUCCUGGUGUUUGUGGUGACAGUGUGGUACUGGGAGUUUUACAUGCUGCCCUUCUUCCUGGUCCUGCUCAUCUCGUGGAACUACCUCCAGAUCCGCUCCGGCCGUGUCAGUCAGGACUUGGACAAUAUGGAUUUGGGGGAUGAGGAUGAGGAUGAUGAGAAGGAGUCAGAGAGAAGAGGGCUGAUGGAGAAAAUCCACAUGGUCCAAGACACCAUCAUCACCCUUCAAAACCUGCUGGACGAGAUUGCCUGUUUCGGGGAGAGGAUUAAAAACACUUUCAACUGGUCGGUGCCGUUCCUGUCCAGCCUGGCUUUACUGAUCUUUGCCAUCGUAACAAUCAUUACAUACUACAUUCCUGUGCGCUACAUCGUUUUAAUAUGGGGUAUCAAUAAAUUCACCAAGAAAUUACGGAACCCGUACAGCAUUGACAACAAUGAAGUGCUUGAUUUCCUGACGAGGGUGCCUUCAGAUGUGCAGAAGGUGCAGUACAGUGAGAUGAAAGGCAGCAGGAAGAAGAAAACCUCGUAGAAUGUAGGACGGUCUGUAAACGGGACCUGAUGCUGCUGUUUGUGGACUUCCCGCCUAAAAACAGUUUCCUGAUGAUCAGCAGAAUCUCAGCUUUUGUCCGUUUUGGGAUGCGUGGUCGGUUUGAAUCGGCUGUGUCGAUACACAGCUCAGCACCAUGCAAUUCAACCCGCACCUAAAGACCGUUCAGCCAAAGAAGUCCAUACUGAGGACCCUGCAAAUACUACUUUACCACGUUUUUACAAUUUUUAAAAAAUAUAAUUUCCAAAGAUUGUAGGUGUUUUAUUGUAUGUACAGUUUAUUCUUUAAGAUAAUCAAUUAGAAGCUGCUUUAUUUUUUAUUCCUGGCCCCAGAUUCUGUCAGCUAAAAAAAUAUUUUUUAUUAUACCGAAUGUAGACAUAUGUUUGGUAUUUAUGUGUAUAUUUUUACAUAAUUGACAUUGACAGAUGUAAAGACUUUAAUUGAAAAAUGGAUUAUCCAUCAUUUGAAAAAAAUGGCUAACUUUAAAAAGUAUGAGUUGUCAUAAGGAGUUUUUGUAGAAAAUUGUUGUAUUUUUAUGUACAAGGUUUUUAAUAUAAAUGAUUAAUGUUUAUAUUACAAUUAAUGGAGCCUUUCAUAUGUCCAUAUACAGCAACAUAUCAAAAAAUCAAAGCAAAUAUAAUGCAUGAUAUCCCUUUGUUUCUUACAUUUAACUUUUAAAUGAUCAAGAGCUACAUGCAUAGAGUAUUGACUUAUUCCUUGUACGUCAAUAUGACCAUAUGGAUUCAUUUUUACAUACUAAGAUAAGUGCCUAAAUUUUAUAGAGGAUGCACUGUGCUAUAUGUUGUAUUUGAGUCUUUACUAAUGAGUGGAAGGGGGCCAGAUCUGUACUCAUAACUUUAUUUAUUAAUGACAAUCACAGAUGAAGACUUUGUGUCUCUCAUUUCUAUCAGAAAUAAAUGCACACAAUCUCAGUUA